Molecule: messenger RNA, 363 nt
Organism: Dentiscutata erythropus
Lineage: Eukaryota; Fungi; Glomeromycota; Glomeromycetes; Diversisporales; Gigasporaceae
Source: the annotation of a GenBank genome assembly
AUGAGAAUAAGAAAUAAAGCAAAUAUAGAUACACCUGCUGUGACUUCUGAUGGCCAUAAUACUCUUUUAUUCUGGCCACAACAAUAUUAUUUUAGUCAACUAUUAUUUCAAGAUAUACCAUUUAACAAUAAUAUUCACACAAAACAUAUGUUAAAUUUUUAUCAAAUAUUUAAAUUAACAAUUUUUGGUUAUGUUAAUGAUAGUAUUCAAUCAUUGACUGUUGAAGAAGGAAAUACAGAAAAUAAAUACAUUUUUCCUCUAGCAGAAGGACAAGGCAAACAGAAUGCAAAUGAUAUAUAUGUAAUUAAUCCAAUUAGAAAAUCAUUUAGAGUUAGAUUAUUAAUACUUAAGCAAGAUAAUUAA